UGGCUCUUAUGACCCCGAGGCAGACCCAUAUGCCAGCAUCGCAGCGCUGUGACUGGCAAAAAUAUCAGCUGCUAGAUUUAAGGGGUAGUCUUAUCUAAUUGCUGUGGGUGUAAUCCGCCACAUAGAAUAAGUUGUGUGGUAGAACGAUCAGAAUCAUUUCAAUUGACUCCUAUAUCCUUCAGAACAUCGACCUGUCACAAAGAGUCGAAGAGCUACAACCCGAUAACCAAAAUAAAACACACGAUGACAGCAGAGCUAGCACUCGCCAUCAUCGGCGUUAUCGACUUGGCCCUGAAAUACGGGAAAGAGCUACGAAAGAUAUGUUCUUCACUGAAAGGUGCUGAGAGCGAGAUUCAAGAGAGAAGCAUCAGACUGGACAACGGCUGCUAUCGCUGCAUCGCGCAGCUGCAGUUUCUAAAGCAGGUCCAGCAUAUACUCGACGACGGACACCGAGAACUUCAAGAGCGAACCCUGCGCGUGCUGAUUGAGAAACUGACCUCUGCGAAAUCAGUGCUGAGAAGCUUGGUUUCAACCCAAGUCAGCACCAGUGAAUGUGGCAGCAGCAGAGUAGUAUUUAUUCCGAAGGCUGUGAAAUACGCGUUUCGGAAGGAUAGGCUUGAUGAAGCGAUCGAGGCUCUGGAGACGUGGCAGAGACUUUCUGAUCCGUCGUGGUUUCUCAUCUUCAAGAUCAGCGACCCGCGGAUCGAGGAAGUGCUUAAAAUGAAGGGCUCUCUUCCCCCAUCGUCGAGGUCAUCGAUAACUUCCAUUCGCGCACCCUGGACAACAGAUGAAUCUGCAGCGACGUCUAUCCAAGGACUGGUGUUGCCUUCGGAAGCACUUGAGAAAAUGUCCAUAUCGGAAGUGCCCUACUCGUGCUGUUCACUAGCCCAGAACAAGACAUCAGGUAAAGCCAGUUCUUAUGUGCUUGAGAGCAUCAAGCUUCAGCAUCAUGAGCUCUACCAGCACACGAAGAAGGACGUGAGAAACCUAGCCAUGCGACUCCAGCACGAUGAACCGCAAACUUUCGGACUACUCGCUUGCAAGGGGUUCGUAGCGGAACGGCCCGACCCAGAGAGGGGAACGCCAGCUAGAUUCACCCUCGUCCUACGAACGCCAUCUCAGCUGGUCAAGCCACGGAGCCUGCGACAUCUCCUGCUGAAUUCACAGCCCGAAUCCUUGUCGCACAAGCUCCGUGCUGCGCAAGAAUUAGCCAAGGCGGUUGCUUAUGUACAUGUUUUCGGGUUCGUGCACAAGGGGAUUCGUCCCGAGUCGAUUCUCAGCUUUGAAUCUGAACAGAAGUCAGGUGAAACAUCUCUGUUCCUCGUUGGAUUCGAAGAUUUUAGACAAGAAUACGGUCAGACAAAAAGGCUAGGAGACGAUGUCGCGGAGAGGAACUUGUAUCGCCAUCCAUCGAGACAGGGUGCAAGUCCUUCCAGCGACUUCGUCAUGCAGCACGAUAUAUACAGUCUCGGCGUAUGCUUGCUGGAGAUAGGGCUGUGGCAAAGUUUUAUUGAAUAUGACCGGGGAGGUCUACAUCCGAAGAUAUCUCCGGUGCUUGGACAGCCGGAAACUGAUAAAGCAUGACUUGGCCCAAUUUCUCAUGACUACUGUCAAGUCGAAUAUGGCUGAGCUGGCCAGGACACAACUUCCUCGGUUCAUGGGGACACGGUAUUCGAAGAUCGUGGAGACCUGUCUCACUGCUUUGGAUUCCGAAAAUAGCGAGUUUAGUGAUACUACCGAGUUUGAGGACGCCGAUGGAGUCCUCGUUGGAGUGCGGUAUAUAGAAAAAAUUCUUCACCGUUUGGAUCGACUAUAUAUCUAGCGUCAUCAUAUUGUCAGUAUGCAUAGCCGGGAUUCAAAUAGAUCGUUAUCUAAAAGAUUUCUUAAAGUUCAAAGCACCACAUCCCUUCAGUCUA
Messenger RNA from Xylaria bambusicola, 1916 nucleotides. RefSeq lists its product as uncharacterized. Lineage: Eukaryota; Fungi; Ascomycota; Sordariomycetes; Xylariales; Xylariaceae. The transcript is spliced from 3 exons. The coding region runs from base 244 to 1584 and encodes 446 amino acids. Gene Ontology annotation, biological process: protein phosphorylation. The record is from RefSeq and is a predicted model, not a curated record. Gene Ontology annotation, molecular function: ATP binding; protein kinase activity.